UGGCUACGGCGAAGGGAGCUUGUCCAAUGGCAGUCAACGGGCUGCAUUUCGCCAUCAGGUUCGGUUUCGGCGUUACGACUCCAAUCUGCCAUUGCGUAGAGGAGCAGGAAGGUUCUAGAGAGAUAUCUAAUAUCUUCGUUGGAUCCGCUGCAUCGAUCAGCACCCCGGGGGUCUGACAGUCUGUGCGUUUGUGCUGUUACAUAUUUGACUCGCGACCUAAAAGCUCCAGCCAGCUCGACCAUCAACCUUCACUGCGCCGUUGGACGACUAGCGUUGUGUUUAUGUCUUUAUUUUACGGAAACGAGCUGUUGCGCAGCUGUUGGAACGCGAGCGGUGUAAACCUAGACCACGAGCAAGGAGCUUGUAGCCACGGUGGCAAAAUUUUUUUCAUGUCAGAGACCGAGCACGCUUGCAGUCGUUUAUGUCAUCCAUUCUUCUCCAGACAGAAGAUACCCAAAAAUCCCCAUCCAGGAUCUUUUUAUCUUGCUGAUAGUGCUGCAAGCCACUCAAAAUGUCUGUCAACGUCAACCGCAAUGUGUCGGACCAGUUCUACCGCUACAAGAUGCCCCGUCUGAUUGCGAAGGUGGAAGGCAAAGGAAAUGGAAUCAAGACGGUAAUUGUCAACAUGGUUGAUGUUGCAAAGGCACUUAAUCGGCCUCCCACAUAUCCAACCAAGUUUUUCGGCUGUGAGCUAGGGGCACAGACCCAGUUUGACACGAAGAAUGACCGCUACAUAGUGAACGGCUCCCACGAGGCCAACAAACUACAGGACAUGCUGGAUGGAUUUAUCCGCAAGUUUGUGCUGUGCCCAGAGUGUGACAAUCCCGAGACAGACCUACAUGUUAAUCCAAAGAAACAGACCAUUGGGAACUCUUGUAAAGCCUGUGGGUACCGGGGCAUGCUAGACACGCGCCACAAACUUUGCACGUUCAUCCUUAAAAAUCCACCAGAAAGUGACAGUGGGUCUGUGAAGAAAGAGAAGGAAAAGAAAAACCGAAAGAAGGACAAGGAAAAUGGCUCAGGCAGUGGUGAUGCUGGGAACCAUAAUGAAAUCGAUGCGCCGGAUGCUGUGCAUGGAGAUGAUGAUGAUGAGGAUUGGGCAGAGGAGACCACUGAGGAGGCCCAGCGCCGGCGGAUGGAGGAGAUCAGUGACCAUGCUAAGAACCUCACUCUCAGUGAGGACUUGGAGAAGACCCUGGAGGAGAGAGUCAACAUGUUUUAUAACUUUGUGAAACAAAAGAAAGAGAGCGGAGCGAUAGACUCUGCAGAUAAAGAGAUUCUGGCCGAGGCAGAGCGACUAGAUGUGAGGGCCAUGGGGCCGCUCAUUUUGAGCGAACUGCUAUUCAACGAGAACAUCAGAGACCAGAUCAAAAAAUACAAACGUCACUUUCUACGUUUCUGCCAUAAUGAUAAGAAGGCUCAGAAAUAUCUGCUGGGUGGCUUUGAGUGUGUGGUGAAGCUGCACCAGGCUCAACUGCUGCCCAGAGUUCCGAUCAUACUUAAGGAUUUAUAUGAUGCUGACCUCCUGGAGGAGGACGUCAUCCUCACCUGGGCUGAGAAGGUUUCCAAGAAGUACGUCUCCAAGGAGUUGGCCAAGGAGAUCCAUGCCAAGGCAGCUCCUUUUGUCAAAUGGCUGAAGGAGGCAGAGGAGGAGAGCGAGGGAAGUGAAGAGGAAGAGGAGGAGGAGGAUGAAAAUGUUGAGGUUGUGUACUCUUCUUCUGCCCGGGAGCUGAAAGUGGAGACUGUUCAGCCAGAAAAGAAUGAAGAGGAUGAUGACCUUGAUAUCGAUGCCAUUUAAAAAAAAUUACAAAAAAAAAGAAAGAGAGGAAAAAUACUAUGUCAGCCAAUUUCCAAUGAUAAAAUCGAUCACUAUGGCCUCCUGUUGAGCCCUCUCUCUUCUGCUCCACGUCUUGUCUUUCCACUAGUUUACUCUGUUAAGGCAUGAUUUUAACAUGGCGCUUUUACUGUCUUGCUGCUGAACUACUAUGUAAUGUUUAAGCUCUCUGUAUUGAGAAUUAUAUUGUGACUUUGACUUCUUUGAUUUAUGGAUUUACUUAAACUGCACAUUUUGUGAUUUGUUUUAAUUUCGUUCAGUCAUUAAAUAAACUUUUCUUUUAACUUGCACAGGGA
Colossoma macropomum (tambaqui) is the source of this 2130-nucleotide messenger RNA. Its product is annotated as eukaryotic translation initiation factor 5-like. Bases 512 to 1798 code for a protein of 428 amino acids. Lineage: Eukaryota; Metazoa; Chordata; Actinopteri; Characiformes; Serrasalmidae. Gene Ontology annotation, molecular function: translation initiation factor activity; eukaryotic initiation factor eIF2 binding; GDP-dissociation inhibitor activity. Gene Ontology annotation, cellular component: cytosol. The record is from RefSeq and is a predicted model, not a curated record. Gene Ontology annotation, biological process: translational initiation; formation of cytoplasmic translation initiation complex; formation of translation preinitiation complex. The transcript has 12 exons.